UGUGUAAAAUUCAAAUGAGCCAAUGUCAAGGAACUGCUUUUUGUUUGGGCGGCGGAGUUUUCGGAUUUUUGCUAACGAAGAAUCUUCAAUCAAACAAAACCUCUCAUUAAAACCACCUUCUUCCUCCAAAUCACCCUCUCAACUUCUCAAAAUCACACCUUUUGAAAUGGGCUCUCGUCAUUUCAGAUAUUUCUUCUGGUUAUCGUUACUAACGUGCCAUUUCUACUCCGUUUUCAUCUCCGCCGGAAAUAGAAUUCCGAUGGGUUUAUCAGUCGUAGACGGCGGCGCCACUAUAAUCUCCGCCGGAGAGAGAUUCGAAUUGGGAUUUUUUAGCCCUAACGGCUCCCGAUUCCGCUACGUGGGGAUUUGGCACUACGGAAUCUCAGUUCAACCAGUGGUGUGGGUCGCAAACAGAGACAAACCGCUAUCAGGAAACGACGGCGUUUUAUCCAUGGCUGACGACGGCAAUUUGCAGAUCAAAGGCGGCGACGGUGUGAUUGUUUGGUCGAGCAAUGCCUCUUCCUCAUCGCCUAAUUCGACGGCGAUUCUAUUGGAUACCGGAAAUCUCGCGAUUUUCCCAACCCCAAACUCGAAGAAAAUGCUCUGGCAGAGUUUCUACAAUCCCACUGAUACUUAUUUGCCGGACAUGGAAGCUCACAUGGACGCCGCCGGCGGAGAGCUCAAAAUUUUCCAUUCGUGGAAAUCCGCAAUUGAUCCUUCACCGGGGAAUUAUACAUUAGGAUUGGACCCUCGCGGAUCUCCGCAGAUUGUGAUUUGGGAAGGGGAGAAUCGACGGUGGAGAAGCGGCCAUUGGAAUGGAAUCUCAUUCAUCGGCGUUACAGACGUCAGGACGAUUUACCUCUCCGGUUUUCGCCUCACGAAUUUGGGAAAUGGGAAGCUGUUCUUCACCUACACCCCUUCCGGAGAUUCCUCAUUUGUGAAGUUUCAGAUUGAUUGGGAGGGGGUUGAGAGGCAGGAGGCGUGGAGCAAUGGCGAGUGGCGCGUUGUGCAGGCUCACCCUGUCGACGACUGCGAUAGGUACAACCGGUGUGGGCCGUUUGGCGUGUGUGAUCGGAUGGAUGGGAUGAGGUGUCGUUGUAUGGAGGGGUUCGCGGUUGAUGAUGGCGGGCAGUGGUGUAAAAGGAGGGCUCGUUUGCAGUGUGGGGUGGCUGAGGGCGUUGGGAACGACGGAUUUGGGGAGGUUGAGGGCGUGAAGCUGCCCGACUUUGUGGAUUAUGUCGGGUUAGAAAGCGCGAAGGAGUGCGAAAGGAGGUGUUUGCACAACUGUUCUUGCACUGGAUAUGCUUUUGUUAGUGGGAUUAAUUGUAUGAUAUGGACCGGAGACUUGGUUGAUGUUGAGCGGUUCGUGGAGGGCGGGAACACUUUGUUCGUUCGCCUCGCUGCCUCAGAAUUGGGUGAAACGAAGCGUGCUUAUAGAGCAGUCAUUAUCACAGCCGCAGUUGUUGGGUCGUUCCUUUUAUUUAUCGCGGGUUGGCUUUUCCUGCAGAGACGAAGAAAACGUGGCGUGGUUACAGAAACGAACGAAGUGCCCAAAGUUGGUCCGAGCAGAGAAUGUUCGAUCGAUUACUCUGGACCAAGUGAUCUUGGAGUUGAAGGACAGCAAGGGAAUGGAACUGAACUAGCACUGUACAGUUUCAACUCCUUGGUAGCAGCUACCGACAACUUUUCUGACGAUAAUAAGCUCGGACAAGGAGGAUUCGGUCAUGUAUACAAGGGUGUACUACCGGACGGGCAGGAGAUAGCAGUGAAGAGGCUCUCGCGAAAAUCUGGCCAGGGGCUACAGGAGUUCAAGAAUGAAGUUAUGCUGAUUGCUAAGCUACAGCACAGGAAUCUUGUUAGACUGUUGGGCUGCUGCAUUCAGGGAGAAGAAAACAUUCUGCUUUACGAGUACAUGCCCAACAAAAGCCUCGAUUCGUAUCUCUUUGAUCCUGAUAAGAAGCCCCAGCUAGACUGGAGUAAACGAUUCAGCAUUAUCACGGGGAUUGCACGAGGGCUUCUGUAUCUGCACCGCGACUCAAGGCUUAGGAUAAUACACAGGGACCUAAAAGUCAGCAACAUCUUGCUGGAUGAAGAGAUGAACCCAAAGAUCUCGGAUUUUGGCAUGGCCAGAAUAUUCGGAGGGAACCAAAACGAAGCGAACACAAACAUUGUCGUUGGAACAUAUGGCUACAUGGCACCUGAGUAUGCUAUGGAGGGCUUGUUUUCCCUCAAGUCGGACGUUUAUAGCUUUGGCGUACUUCUCUUGGAGAUCAUAACCGGUCAAAGAAACGCUAGCUACCGCUCAACGGACUUCUCAAAUAUGGUUGCAUAUGCGUGGGAUCUUUGGGACAAAGGGAGAGCGAUCGAGCUGCUGGAUUCUUCAAUCCGGGAAUCGAGCUUGCAGGAACAAGUGCUGAGAUGCAUUCAUGUCGGGAUGCUGUGCGUGCAAGACGUUGCUGCAAACAGGCCAAACAUGCCGGCUGUUCUGCUGAUGCUGGAGGGCGAGAACGUGGCGCUGCCUUUGCCGAGACAGCCUACUUUUACAUCAAUGAGGUAUAAUCUAGAUGAGGAUAUGUGGAAUGUAAAUCAAGAUGCUGCAUCCUCAAACAAUGUUACUAUCACUGCUAUUCUUGGAAGAUAAUUCUUUGAUUCUUAUUUUUUUUAAUGUUAAUAUGAAAUGCUGUAUAUAUAGUUUAUUGCCUCUAAUGAAGGAAUAAUCAUACGUUAGAAAGAUCAACUUUUCACA
Salvia hispanica is the source of this 2746-nucleotide messenger RNA. RefSeq names its product G-type lectin S-receptor-like serine/threonine-protein kinase B120. Gene Ontology annotation, cellular component: plasma membrane. Gene Ontology annotation, molecular function: ATP binding; protein serine/threonine kinase activity. The record is from RefSeq and is a predicted model, not a curated record. Gene Ontology annotation, biological process: recognition of pollen; protein phosphorylation. Lineage: Eukaryota; Viridiplantae; Streptophyta; Magnoliopsida; Lamiales; Lamiaceae.